CUUUUCGUUUCAGAUCCACCAACCACCACCAUCAUCAUCAUCAAUUCAUCAUCACGCACUGCGUUUCUUUCUCACGCCGACUGUUGUGUGAGUUGCGACACACAGAGCGAGAGAGAGAAUCCGACCGAAGUUGUUGAAUCUCUUCUGUUAUUACUGUUAUGCAGUUGAAACCUAUCAAGACAUUUGCAAUAACACUCAUGUUAGGGUUUUCACUCAUCAUCCUCUUCCUAACAACUGCCUUUCUACAAACCCCAUCUGCCAAUUCUUCAAUCCCAUUACCUAAUUACUCUAGUUUUCACACCCUUUCAACAAGUUCCACCACCCCACAACCUUUCAAAGACUUAUUCAAUGCAUACAAAAAUUGGGAUUCCCAAGUGGGUUGUGCCAACUUCAGGGAAAAACACACUGACUUAUCUCUAAAUAGGUCAAAGAUCUCGUCUUUACAGAAUGUUCAGGGUGAAAUCCAUUGUGCUGAUUUGCUGAUGAACCAUGUCUCUAUUCUGGUCAAAGGCUGGACUUGGAUUCCUGAUAAUAUGGAUAAUUUGUAUAGCUGUAGAUGUGGGUUGACCUGUUUAUGGUCCAAAUCUUCUCUUCUUGCUGAUAAUCCUGAUGCCCUGUUCUUUGAAUCCGUUACUCCUCCAUUCCAGAGACAAGAUGGUGAUCCACUUCGUGUAUAUAUGGAUCUUGAAGCUGGCAGAAAGAGGUCGAGCUACGAGGACAUCUUUAUAAGUUAUCAUGCUAAAGACGAUGUCCAGUCAACUUAUGCUGGGGCGCUCUUUCAUAACAACCGAAAUUAUCAAUUAUCUUCCAUUAAGAACAACGACACUCUUGUUUAUUGGUCUUCAUCACGGUGCUUGCCUCAAAGGAAUGAGCUUGCUAAAAAGCUACUAAGACUUUUGCCCCACCAUUCUUUCGGCAAGUGCUUGAACAACAUGGGAGGCAUAGACAGAGCACUCUCUCUAUAUCCUGAGUGUGUGAAGGAUCCGAAUGAAGCACCUAAAUGGUGGGAUCAUCUGCAUUGUGCUAUGUCCCAUUAUAAGUUUGUCCUGGCAAUUGAAAACACUAUGACAGAGAGUUAUGUGACGGAAAAACUGUUUUAUGCACUAGAUUCUGGAGCAGUUCCCAUAUAUUUUGGUGCCCCAAAUGUGUGGGACUUUAUACCUCCUCACUCGGUUAUAGACGGUACACAAUUCAGUUCCAUGGAGCAACUGGCUUCUUAUGUCAAGUCUGUAGCCAACGAUCCUAUCGCAUAUGCAGAGUAUCAUGCAUGGAGGAGAUGUGGUGUAUUAGGUAAUUAUGGAAAGACUCGUGCAGCUAGUCUCGACACUUUACCUUGUAGGGUAUGUGAGGCCGUGAGCAGAAAAAAUGGGAGAAAUGCAAAGGCUUUUUAAACCAACUGCCCGAUACUUUUUGAUGAUUUUUGCGUGAUAGUACAUUGUUAGAGAGUAGUAUAUACAAGCACUGAGAAUUAGAUGUAGAAAGACUUGAACGCUGACAAUUCGAAUUGUACAGAAUUUUUUGCUGCUAA
Erythranthe guttata (spotted monkey flower) is the source of this 1528-nucleotide messenger RNA. Its product is annotated as alpha-(1,4)-fucosyltransferase. Lineage: Eukaryota; Viridiplantae; Streptophyta; Magnoliopsida; Lamiales; Phrymaceae. The record is from RefSeq and is a predicted model, not a curated record. Gene Ontology annotation, molecular function: alpha-(1->3)-fucosyltransferase activity. Gene Ontology annotation, cellular component: membrane.